This is a messenger RNA of Ipomoea nil (Japanese morning glory), 1530 nucleotides long. RefSeq lists its product as uncharacterized. The transcript has 3 exons. The record is from RefSeq and is a predicted model, not a curated record. The coding region runs from base 1 to 1530 and encodes 509 amino acids. Lineage: Eukaryota; Viridiplantae; Streptophyta; Magnoliopsida; Solanales; Convolvulaceae.
AUGGUAUCAGAGCGUUACCGGAGCUACGCCGCGGCAGUCACGGCGGAGACUGAAACCGGUGAUGAAAAUGGUGGCGAGCAAGCUACGUCAUCCGAUCGCAUUCCGAUGAACUCCAGCCCUGUUCAGCUCGUGGAUGAGCUUCACGAUCCUAUGUACUUGCAUGUGACGGAAAAUCCUAACCUCGUGCUCGUUUCUCCUCCUUUGUCAGAAGUUAAUUACGCAACGUGGAGUAGAUCGAUGAGAAUUGCUCUCGAAGUUAAAAACAAAUUCGGAUUCGUUGAUGGAAGCAUAGCAAGUCCUGCAGAGUCCGAUCCGAGAUUUCCGAUCUGGAGGAGAUGCAACAAUAUUGUAUGCUCCUGGAUCUUCAAGGCUCUUAGCCCUAUGAUUGCAGAAGGAGUGCUGUAUUUCGAAGUUGCGGCUGAAAUUUGGAGUGUUCUUAAGAAAAGAUACUCCCAGGUUGAUGCUCACAGGAUUGCGGAACUGCAAAACGAAAUCUACAGGAGCACUCAAGGUAACCUUUCGAUUAAUGAAUAUUUCACUAAAUCUAAUGCUCUAUGGGUCCAGAUGAACGCUAUGAGACCAAUUCCUAAAUGUGAAUGUGUGCCGAGGUGCUCAUGCGCACUCAUUAGCAAGAUUCAGAAGGAAAAACAGGAAGAUCAGAUUAUACGUUUCCUGGAAGGGCUUAAUGAAGAAUAUGAGAACAUUAAGUCCGGAAUUUUGGUUAUGGAUCCCAUCCCUGCUAUGGAGAAUGUCCUUAACAUGGCCCUCAAGAUGGAAAGGAAGCUUAGAAACUCUGGCAUCAUGAAGAAUCCCGAUUUGAUUCAAUCUAAUUCUGUGCAGAACAUAACAAUACAGAAUUCAGAUGACCAGUCCACUGUGGCUGUUGCAACUUCCUUUAACAAAAAGAAGUUCAGCAAUAAUUCUGGAAAGAAUGUUCCUAAGUGUGUGUUCUGUGGGAAAUUAGGGCACACGAUUGAAAAGUGUUACAAGAAGCAUGGUUUCCCACCAGGGUGGAUUCCAGGUUAUAAGUCUAAGGAUAAACAAGCUCAAGAGACUCAGCCUGCUUCUAGCCAAAGCCAAGGGAGUCAUUCAUCUAAUAAUACUGUGACAUUGUCUAACACUGGAAUCAAUUCAGAUUCCAGGAAGGUUGCAGAGAAACAUAAUGAAGAUUCUGGUGCAACUGACCAUAUCACUAGUUCUUUGGACUACUUUGAAUCUCAUUAUGCUGUUCAUGGAGUAUCAGUAAGGCUGCCUAAUGGGGAAACAGUUGAUGUUACUCACAUUGGGAAUAUUAAACUUCACAUGGAUAUGAUGUUGAAAAAUGUGUUGUUUAUUCCAUCUUUUUCCUUUAAUAUUGUUUCUGCUAGCAAGCUGGUAAGAGAAUCAGGAUGUGAAAUUAUUAUUGGGGCUGAUUGCUGUGAUGUUCAGGGCCAUCUUGGGAGGGUGGAUGGUUUUGCUAAAGAAAAGGGAGGAUUAUCUGCUCUCCAACCCUCCUAUCAGGAAGAAGGUCCAUUCUGUUCAGUCUGCUAA